CAUAAACCCUAAAUCUUAGAUUCUUAGCUAUUGCUGCUCACUUUCAAAACCCCAAACAGAGACAAUCAAAUUGAAUUCGCCGGCCGCCGCCUUAAAGAGAAAAAUGGUAUUGAAGCUAUUCGAGGGUGACGAUGAUGAGUUGGACAAGAUUGAGAUUAACGAGGAAUUCGCCCGCCGGUACGAGCACAACAAGAAAAGAGAAGACUUGCAAAAACUGGAAGAGCUGAAGAAGAAAGGCAUAGUUGAUGACUCCGACACAGCAUCCGACGACGAAGAAGAUGAAGAAGAUGAGGAUUUGGAUCCUUCAAGUAAUUUAAAGUUUUUUGAUGGUUUGCUUAAGAUUAAAAAAGGUGACCCUGUUUUGAAUACUAAAGAUGCUAAGUUAUUUCAUUCUGAAUCUGAAACUAAUUCUGAGUCGGAGGAGGAAAAGGAGAAGAAAGUGAAAAAGAAAAAGCAAAAGCCAAUGUAUUUGAAGGAUGUAGUCUCUAAGCAUUUGAUUGAGGAGGGUCCCGAAUUCGGAGACGAAGAGGAUGAGGAUGAGGAUGAGGAUGAGAAGAAAGUGAAGACGUAUUCUGAGGAGCAAGAUGAUUUGAGAAACGAGUUUUUAAAUGCUGUUAAGGAGGAGGAAGAAGAAGAAGGGGACUUGUUUAAGAUGAAAGAGACUGAGAAAGAUAAGGAGGAGGGUGACCCUGAGUUUACUAAGAAGUUGGAUGAGUUUUUCGGGGAGGAUGAUAAGCUCGAUGAAGAGACGGUGUUUUUAAAGGAUUUUUUUAGGAAGGAGAUGUGGAGGGAUGAUAAGGAAAGUAGUAAGAAAGGGGAUGAAAAGAUGGAGGAGGUGGAAUUUUCAGAGGAUGAGGAGGAGAUUGAGAGACAAGAGGAUUAUGAGAGGGAGUUUAAUUUUAGAUUCGAGGAAAAUGCAGGUGAUCGAGUGUGGGGACAUUCAAGGAAGGUGGAGGGAUCAGUGAGGAAGAAGCCGAAUGCGAGGAAGUUGCAGAGGGAGAGAAAGGAAGAGAGAAUGGUGCAAGCGGAAGAGGAGAGAAAAGAGGAGUUGAAACGAUUGAAGAAUCUGAAGAAGAAGGAGAUGAAGGAGAAGCUUGAGAAGAUUAAGGAGACUGCUGGGAUAGGAGAUGACGGGGUUUGUUUGUUGGAUAUGGAUGAUUUGGAGGAGGAAUUUGAUCCAGACAAGUACGAUAGAAAGAUGAAGGCGUCUUUUGGUGAUGCCUACUAUGACGGGGAUGAUAUGGAUCCUGAAUUUGGAAAUGAUGAGGAUGAACUUGAGAAGCCAGAUUUUGACAAGGAAGAUGAGUUACUGGGACUCCCCAAGGGAUGGGAUAAUGUGGACGAGCCUCGUGAUGGGUUUUUAUCAACUAGGGAAAAACUUCUGAAAACUAUAGAGAAUGAAGGUGAUCACGAGCAAACAACAGAUGACAAUAAAGUAAGUGAAGAUGACGAUGAGGCUGCUGAAGAAAGUAAACGAAAGAAGAAACGGAAGCGGACUAAUACAGUUAUGAAGGAAGUUAGAGAAGAACUAAUGGAGGAGUAUUAUAAAUUGGACUAUGAGGAUACUAUUGGGGAUUUGAAGACAAGAUUUAAGUAUAGGCCUGUCAAAGCUAAAAGAUUCGGGCUUGCUCCAGCGGAGGUGCUAAUGAUGGAGGAUACGGAGUUAAAUCAGUAUGUCCCUUUGAAGAAGAUAGCGCCAUAUAGAGAAAAGGAAUGGAAGGUAUCCCGUUUGAAAAUGUUGCAACUGAAAGAUGUGCCAAAAUCUGACAAGAAGCCAAAGUUUGAUAAUAAGGAAAAAGUUGAAGCUGAGACCGAUGAUAGGAAAAGGAAACAAGAAGAAUCUGACGGAGACACAAACAAACAAUCCAGGCGAAGUAGGAAACGAAAGAAACAAGCUGAGCAUAAAGUAUCUACAUCAAGGUUUAAGAUAUAUUCAGCUACCCUAUCAGGGUCGAACAGCAAAAAGAAGUAGCCGCCAGUUAAUGGGGGAGCAGUUUUGUAUUACAGUUAUGAAGCAAAUUGCUGAUUACAAGGUAGAUAUCCGGGAGUUCAUGUUGUAGCUUUUAAAGAUGCAGAUACACUUCACCCGUGCAGCUUAGUUUGAAAAAAUGUCUGAGUUGCUGAAGUCCGUUGUCAUGCUUGAGGAACUUAUUUGUUGAGUGGUAGGAGCUAAGCGUUUAAUAGGAAGUUCAUAUUUAUUGGAAUUUUGCAAAUUAAAUUUCCUUCGUUUGCCAAUUCUUACUAAGAGUCUUGAGAGGAAACAUGUAUCAGAUCACUCAUUUUGAUCCUAAAACAAUUUUUUUUUUGUUAAUGCUAGU
Solanum stenotomum is the source of this 2318-nucleotide messenger RNA. RefSeq lists its product as uncharacterized. Gene Ontology annotation, cellular component: 90S preribosome; nucleolus. The coding region runs from base 104 to 1972 and encodes 622 amino acids. Gene Ontology annotation, biological process: endonucleolytic cleavage in ITS1 to separate SSU-rRNA from 5.8S rRNA and LSU-rRNA from tricistronic rRNA transcript (SSU-rRNA, 5.8S rRNA, LSU-rRNA). The record is from RefSeq and is a predicted model, not a curated record. Lineage: Eukaryota; Viridiplantae; Streptophyta; Magnoliopsida; Solanales; Solanaceae. The transcript is spliced from 2 exons.